This is a messenger RNA of Melanaphis sacchari, 949 nucleotides long. RefSeq lists its product as uncharacterized. The coding region runs from base 129 to 881 and encodes 250 amino acids. The transcript has a single exon. The record is from RefSeq and is a predicted model, not a curated record. NCBI's taxonomy places the organism in Eukaryota, Metazoa, Arthropoda, Insecta, Hemiptera, Aphididae.
UCUUAUAUGCCAAAAAAAUUAAUUUUUUGUACCUAAUGCUUUUAUAAAUUCAACGUUAUUUUAAAAUUUAAUUGGUAUUGUAAGAUAUACUUGAUAAAUUUGUUCGCAUCUGGUUAUUAAAAACUAAAAUGUAUAUUUUUAAUUACUGUCUCCGGAGUAGAGUUAACUCCUCGAUAGUUUCUUCAAUGAAACGAUCGUAUACUUUACUGCACUUGAGAACUUCAAUAAUUCACAACAAUCGCACGCUACUACCCAUCAACCGGUUGCCUGGAUAUUUGAUGCUGGAUCGCUGUUUUAUGAAAAAGAUGGGCGAGAAACCCAUUUACGAAGUAUACAAUAAAAAAGCCGCUCAAGACAAGGUUUCACCGAGUGAAUAUGAACUUAUCUACAGUGGCACUGGCCAAACAUAUGCACGGUGUUUGGGUGGAAUAACAAUUUUUGCCAUGAUAGUCUUACCAUCAACUUUUUUUAUUGCCUAUUUGUAUGUUUUGCUUACAGAGGGGAAAGUUGAUUUACAAACAUUUUUAGAUAUAUUGCUUAUGCCAAAUUCAACAAUGGAACUUAUAAUAAUGAUCUCUACAUUGUUUCUCCUGAAAAUAGCGUCAUACAGUUUUAUUUCUAAAUAUGUGUUAAGAAUUUACAGACACAAUGCAAAAAGACAGUAUGUAGGAGUGUACAUAAAUCCAAUUUUGCCAUGGAAAAAUAUAACUUGCACAUUUGAGACAGCUAUUAAAUUGCCUAAUAGUAGACAAGUUUUCAUUCCUUGGCAUAAAGAGUAUUAUCGACUAGCUGGUCACAAAUCAAUUGUCCUAAGAGAAAGAUUCAAAAGACCUAUAGAUUAUGACAGAAUGCUUGGUUUAGUAAAGACAUUGGAUGAAUGAUUAAUUAAUUAUUAUUAGUCAUUAUUGUAAAAUGUUCAAGUUUUUGAAAUAAAUGUAUAAAAAAUAUA